GAAGUCACGACAAUGUACAGUUUUCUCUCUCUCCCUCUCUCUCUCUCUCUCUCUUAAUUAGUCAGAAAACUCCAAAAGCUAUUCAAGGAAUCAAGAGUACCUCCCAUCCUUUGUCCAUGCUACAAAUACCCCACUCCUAUCGCUAGAACUUUGUAACUUGUGAGCCUUUUCCUUGAUAUUCAGUCAUACCCAAGCUUUUCACGAGCCUACAGAACACCAGGGUGAAGAGAGUACACAGCCUAGGUCUCUGAAGCUAGAAAGAAAGGAAAUGGAGGGGAAAGAUGAAGAUGUGAGGUUGGGUGCAAAUAGGUACAGGGAGAGGCAACCUAUUGGAACAACUGCUCAGAGCCAAGAUGUCAAGGACUACCAGGAGCCACCUCCGGCACCGCUGUUUGAGCCUGGAGAGCUGUCAUCAUGGUCCUUUUACAGGGCUGGCAUAGCCGAGUUUGUGGCCACAUUCUUGUUCCUUUACAUCACUGUUUUGACAGUGAUGGGUGUGGCCAGAUCUCCGAACAAGUGUUCUUCGGUGGGGAUUCAAGGCAUUGCUUGGGCUUUUGGUGGGAUGAUCUUUGCUCUUGUUUAUUGCACUGCUGGGAUUUCAGGUGGUCAUAUUAACCCUGCAGUGACUUUUGGGCUGUUCUUGGCAAGGAAGCUCUCGCUGACCAGGGCGGUGUUUUACAUAAUAAUGCAGUGUUUGGGAGCCAUCUGCGGUGCUGGUGUGGUAAAGGGCUUCCAGAAAACUGAGUACGAGAGGCUUGGUGGUGGUGCCAAUACUAUCAGCAAGGGAUACACCAAAGGAGAUGGCCUUGGAGCCGAGAUUGUUGGCACCUUCGUCCUUGUCUACACUGUCUUCUCCGCCACCGAUGCCAAGCGAAAUGCCCGAGAUUCCCACGUCCCUAUCUUGGCGCCACUGCCUAUUGGGUUUGCUGUAUUUCUGGUUCACUUGGCCACCAUCCCCAUCACGGGGACAGGUAUCAACCCGGCCCGGAGUCUUGGCGCAGCCCUUAUUUUCAACAAAGACCAAGCUUGGGAUGACCAUUGGGUAUUCUGGGUAGGACCAUUCAUCGGGGCAGCACUUGCUGCUUUGUAUCAUCAGAUAGUGAUCAGGGCCGUUCCAUUCAAGUCUAAGUGAUGAAGCAAGGACCUGCAACAUGGUUGAUUGGUAACUUAAGUAUCCUCUGCCAAUGGGCAAAUCUGGGUUUUUCUUCUUGUAUUUUCGUCUUGAUAUAUGUAAACGGGCAAGAAACAAAGCUAUUAUCUAGACUUCUCACCCGACUUCUCUUCUCCACGGGGUUGCUUAUUAUAUAUGUGUUCAUGAAUGACAGAUGUUCAGUUCUCGCACUCCAACCAUAUAAUAUUAAUGUCAUGAAGUUCUUAA
Carya illinoinensis is the source of this 1378-nucleotide messenger RNA. Its product is annotated as probable aquaporin PIP1-4. Gene Ontology annotation, biological process: response to water deprivation; transmembrane transport. Gene Ontology annotation, molecular function: water channel activity. The coding region runs from base 269 to 1132 and encodes 287 amino acids. Gene Ontology annotation, cellular component: plasma membrane; plasmodesma; vacuole. Lineage: Eukaryota; Viridiplantae; Streptophyta; Magnoliopsida; Fagales; Juglandaceae. The transcript is spliced from 4 exons. The record is from RefSeq and is a predicted model, not a curated record.